Gadus macrocephalus (Pacific cod) is the source of this 2247-nucleotide messenger RNA. Its product is annotated as NACHT, LRR and PYD domains-containing protein 12-like. The record is from RefSeq and is a predicted model, not a curated record. The coding region runs from base 1 to 2247 and encodes 748 amino acids. NCBI's taxonomy places the organism in Eukaryota, Metazoa, Chordata, Actinopteri, Gadiformes, Gadidae. The transcript is spliced from 9 exons. Gene Ontology annotation, molecular function: protein binding.
AUGGAGGAAACACCAAUCAGAUUUGGAGAAAGGCCACCUGAUCUUCUACGAGGCGACAUCGAGUGUGACAUCGAUAUCGGAGCAGCCUCAGUGUACUCAGGAGUGGUCACCCAGAUCUUUAAAGAGGAGUGUGGGCUGUACCAGGACAAUGUGUUCUGCUUUGUCCACCUGAGCAUCCAGGAGUUUCUAGCUGCCCUUUAUGUCUUUAUGUCAUUCAUCGACACUGGGGACAAUCUGCUCUCAGGACAACGACAAUUCCUCUGGUCUAUUUUUUCUAGAAACAAAGGAAAUGUCCAACUCUACCAGAGUGCUGUGGACAAGGCCUUACAGAGUGAGGACGGACGCCUGGACUUGUUCCUCCGCUUCCUCCUGGGCCUCUCUCUGGAGACCAAUCAGAUUGUCCUACGAGGACUGCUGGGAAAGACAGUAAGUAGCUCAAAGACCAGUAAGAAAAUGGGUUCUUACAUUAAGAAGAAGAUAGGUGGAGAUCUCUCUACAGAGCAAAGAAUCAAUCUGUUCCACUGUCUGAAUGAGCUAAACGACCGUUCUCUAGUGGAGGAGAUCCAACAGUCCCUGACAUCAGGAAGACUCUCCAAAGAAUCUCUCUCUCCUGCUCAGUGGUCAGCUCUGGUCUUCACCUUACUGUCGUCAGAAGAGGUGCUGGACGUGUUUGACCUGAAUAAAUACUCUGCUUCAGAGGAGGGUCUUCUGAGGCUGCUGCCAGUGGUCAAAGCCUCCAAAACAUCUCUGCUGAAUGGCUGUAGUCUGUCAGAGAAAUGCUGUGAAGCUCUGGCCUCAGUUCUCAGCUCCACCUCCUCUGGUCUGAGAGAGCUGGACCUGAGUACCAAUGAUCUGCAGGAUUCAGGAGUGAAGAUGCUCUCUGCUGGACUGAGGAGUCCACACUGUACUAUGGAAAAUCUAAGCCUCAAUGGCUGUGAUCUGUCAAAGGGAUGCUUUGAAGCUCUGGCCUCAGUUCUCAGCUCCAAGUCCUCUAGUCUGAAAAAGCUGGACCUGAGUACCAAUGAUCUGCAGGAUUCAGGAGUGAAGCUGCUCUCUGCUGGACUGGGGAGUCCACACUGUACACUGGAAACUCUCAGUUUAAAAGGCUGUCAUCUGUCAGAGAGAUGCUGUGAAGCUCUGGCCUCAGUUCUCAGCUCAGACUCCUCUAUUCUGAGAGAGCUGGACCUGAGUAACAAUGAUCUGCAGGAUCCAGGAGUGAAGCUGCUCUCUGCUGGACUGGGGAGUCCACACUGUACAGUGGAAACUCUCAGGUUGUCUGGCUGCCUGGUCACACAGGAAGGCUGUGCUUCUCUGGCAUCAGCUCUGAGCUCCAACCCCUCCCAUCUGAGAGAGCUGGACCUGAGCUACAAUCACCCAGGAGACUCUGGAGCUGCGCUGCUCUCUGCUGGACUGGAGGAUCCACGCUGGAGACUGGACACUCUCAGUGUGGAGCACGGUGGAGUGUGGAGGCUGAAACCAGCUCUGAAGAAGUGUAAGUAUGCCUAUGACCUGGACCCCAACACGGCCAACAGACGACUCUCUCUGUCUGAGGACAACAGGAAGGUGACGGUGGUUGGAGAGGACCAGUCGUAUCCGGAUCACCCAGACAGAUUUGACUCCCUGUCCCAGGUGUUGGGUAGAGAGGCUCUGACUGGCCGCUGUUACUGGGAGGUAGAGCGGGAAAGAUGGGUUAAUAUAGGAGUGACAUACAGAGGAAUCACAAGGAGAGGAGGGGGUGCUGACAGCAGGCUUGGACUGAACAACAAGUCCUGGAGUCUUUAUUGUUAUGAUGGUCGUUACUAUGCCCGGUACAACGGUAUAGAGACAGACCCCCCUCUCCGCCCCGCUGGCUCCACCAGAGUAGGAGUGUAUCUGGACCGGCCUGCUGGCUCUCUGUCCUUCUACAGAGUGUCCCCAGGUGGAGGAGGGUCCUCAGACACACUGACACACCUCCACACCUUCUGGUCCUCCUUCACCCAGGAGGACCUCCUCCGGGGGUGGGGUUCUGGGUAUGGCGGCGGGGGUCCUCAGCCUCUCUGUGUCGGUUGUAGAAAAACAAAACGGGCGCGGGGCCCCGGGGCGUCUGUGAUCCCUCAGAGGGGGCGGGGCAGCGGGGGGCAGACUCAGUGUGGUAAAAAAAAAAUGUGGGCAGCUGGGGCUGGGGGAGGGCUGCGGGGGGACGGGGCGCGCCACAGCCACAGCCACCCCUCCUCGUCCCAGCCGCCGGCGUGGCCGUCGACGGACUAG